AUUCCCACGGUUACGCACACAUUUGGACUCAUUGCGCCAAAAACUGCACCAAAAUAAACAAUAUUCCCAAAAACCAUGUCGGAUAUAGAAGAUGUACCCGAAACCCAGAUGGAAAACGAUAUUAGCGAUGGCGCAGGAUUGGAGGAUGAGGAUGACGACGAUAUGGAACAAAUAACAGCUCAGAAGGUUCUGGAGAUCCUGGAGACGGCCUGGAUCAACGAGAUGUGCGCUCCGGAGAUCCUGCCCAAUCAGACGGACAUGCUGGAGCUGAUGGUCUCCCAGGUGGCUCACAUGGAGGAGCAGAUGCGUGACCUGGACAAAAAUGAUUUCCGGGCCGUGGUACACUCCAUGGAACUGGAGAGGGUGCGCUAUAUAAUGGCCAGCUAUCUGCGAUGUCGCCUCCAGAAGAUCGAGACCUUCACGCAGCAUAUCUUGAACCAGGAGGAGAGUCGCGAACCGGAUGACAAACGCCUGUCUCCGGAGGAAACGAAGUUCGCCAAGGAGUUUGCCAGCAAUGUGGACGAGUACUUCCACAAGGUGGCCACCCAGUACAUGCCCAAUCAGCAGAGAGGAGAAGCCGAACAGAGGAUAGUGACUCCCAACCUGAUGAGCCAUGUCUUCCUCAAAGCAAACGUCGCUGUGCCCGCCGUGAUCGUGGGCGUCGAUGAUGAGGAGGUGGACAUGGCAGCCGGUUCCCAGCACAUUAUUCCCUACCAACUAGUGGCUGACUUGGUACAGAACAACCAGGCGCAACUAAUUUAAUAGGCUUAUUUAACAGGUAAUUUACAAAAUAAUAAAAGAAAACUACGAAAAACCAAAAUGUUUGUAAAGGAAAAACUAACCAGUUGAGACUCUUCUCUUAAAGUUCUACAAA
This is a messenger RNA of Drosophila elegans, 874 nucleotides long. It is a transcript of the gene Sld5, whose product is annotated as DNA replication complex GINS protein SLD5. The record is from RefSeq and is a predicted model, not a curated record. Gene Ontology annotation, biological process: double-strand break repair via break-induced replication; DNA-templated DNA replication. The transcript has 3 exons. Lineage: Eukaryota; Metazoa; Arthropoda; Insecta; Diptera; Drosophilidae. Bases 76 to 762 code for a protein of 228 amino acids. Gene Ontology annotation, cellular component: GINS complex.